Messenger RNA from Aureobasidium musti, 621 nucleotides. The record is from the annotation of a GenBank genome assembly. Lineage: Eukaryota; Fungi; Ascomycota; Dothideomycetes; Dothideales; Saccotheciaceae.
UGCUGGCUAAGCGUGUCGUCAGCUUCGUGCUUCCACACCAAGAAAUCCUCACCUCUUCACCAGCAGAGAAAGACCCCAAUGCCAUCCUUGCAGCUCNUCCGCAAUGCUGAGGUCAUUCCGGAUGUCCUGGACACAUUCUCACCUCUCCUCUCCAUAACCGCAAACUGGUCUUCUGACGCAAAAACCUCACUCGGCAACACACUCCCGCCAUCCCAGCUCUCUCAUCGUCCUGAUAUCUAUGCUACACCGAUUCCUUCUGCGUACCUGCCUCAUGGCAUUGAAUACGUGUUUGCGCUUACAGACCCUGAUGCUCCAUCCCACAGUAACCCUGAGUGGAGUCAAGUAUGCCAUUGGCUGGGCACCUUCAGAGAUGGCGAAGCCAAGGAGUUGGUCGAGUAUAAGGCUCCUGCGCCACCGGAGAAGACGGGCAAGCAUCGCUAUGUGGCUGUGGUUAUGGUGCCGAAGAAUGGAACUACUGAGGCGUUGGACUUGGAGGUACCGGAUGAGAGGAAGAGGUGGGGGUAUAAUGGGGAAAGAGCAGGUAUCAGAGAGUUUGCGGGUGUGAAUGGGUUAAAAGUGAUUGCUGCAAACUUCAUCUACUCGCAGAAUGACAAGCAGUAG